Triplophysa rosa is the source of this 5338-nucleotide messenger RNA. RefSeq names its product prostaglandin E receptor 2a (subtype EP2) (gene ptger2a). The coding region runs from base 750 to 1856 and encodes 368 amino acids. The record is from RefSeq and is a predicted model, not a curated record. Gene Ontology annotation, cellular component: plasma membrane. Gene Ontology annotation, biological process: inflammatory response; positive regulation of cytosolic calcium ion concentration; adenylate cyclase-activating G protein-coupled receptor signaling pathway. NCBI's taxonomy places the organism in Eukaryota, Metazoa, Chordata, Actinopteri, Cypriniformes, Nemacheilidae. The transcript is spliced from 2 exons. Gene Ontology annotation, molecular function: prostaglandin E receptor activity.
GUUAAGUAGCCUAAUAUUCUGCCCUUCUAGCUGUUCGUCACGAUAAUCUGAUAAAACGUGGUAAUUUUGUCCUUUUAUCUUGUGUAAUCCUUAAUAUACAUAUUAAGAUCAUUUUAAUAGCUUUGAGCAAUGUAACACCUUUGAUUAUGCUUUGACGCGCAUACAACAUGAGGUGCUGUGUCAUCCCAAACGACCGGAAAGUCAAUCUCAAAACUUUUUGAACGGCUAAAAAGGUUUCAAGAAGUUUCGUCUGUUGCGUGUGCGUGUCGAGGGUGUGGCGUCAAGUCAAUGACGUUGUUUCUUCAGUAAACUUUCACCAGCAAAGGAACUCGUGGCUCGCAGCGCAUUCUCCCACCGCCUCUCUAAGAGCACGAGACAGCCAACGAGUGUGGAUCUGCUUUCUGGAAAAGAAAAUGCUUAGAUUAAGUCAAUGCCUUUACUGUGGUGUGCAAGGGAACGAUAAAGGACCAAUGCGCAACGCAUGGAUUAAGAAAACCACUUUUCACAAACAGUAAUUUAAGCAUUGCGGACGCUUUGGACUCGGUGCGUUCAAGCUCUAACGUUACACUUCAUCAGCAUGUGCGUUUUCUGGGAAUCGAACCCACGGCAGUUACGCUGCUAACGCGAUGACCUACCCAUUGUGCUGGAGGAACACUUUUCGUGUGGUAUUCUCGUAAAUAUGCCGACGUAGAGUUGUUUAAGAAAACCUAAUUUGGAGAGCUUUAGUGGUGUUCGUGCGCACUUCAGAAAUGACUGCCCCAUCUCCCAGUACUGACGGCACCUGCAACAACACAACUAACUUGGAGCCAAACGGGGGACCGGCCAUCAGUGCCAUGAUGUUCGCGGCUGGAUUGCUCGGGAAUCUGGUCGCCUUGGUUCUCCUGGAGUGCCGCCGGAGGAAAGAGAGAAACUGCCAUCGCCAGUCGCUCUUCCAUCUUUUGGUGACCACAUUGGUCGUUACGGAUCUUUUGGGGACGUGUUUGGUCAGCCCCCUGGUGCAAACCGCAUAUUUUACUAACACCACCUUGGUCGGGAUGAGUGAGAGUCGGGCGGUGUGUAAUUAUUUCGCAUUCGCCAUGACUUUCCUCAGUCUGUCGACACUUUCUAUCCUCCUCGCCAUGGCGCUGGAGAGGUGCCUCUCCAUCGGGUACCCGUACUUCUAUGGAAGCCAUGUCACCAAGCGCUGCGGAUACAUCACCAUCCCUUGUAUAUAUUUAGUGUGCUUUACCUUCUGUUUAAUGCCUUUCGCAGGCUUUGGGAAAUAUGUCCAGUAUUGUCCUGGGACGUGGUGUUUUAUUGCCGUGGAUCCUGAUGGUAAGGAGGACAGGGCGUACGCCAACGUUUACGCCACGGCGAUGCUUGUUAUCAUUACUUGUAUAGUGGCGUGCAACUGUUUCGUAGUUUAUAACCUGGUGCUGAUGUACCGGAGGCGCAAACAGAACCGAGGAUCUGUGCACACUCGGAGUAAAAGGGACAGGAGAUACUUUUCAUGGGCAGAGGAGGUGGAGCAUCUCAUACUUCUGGUCUUUAUGACAGUCAUAUUUGUCAUUUGCUCCCUGCCAUUAAUGAUCCGUGUAUACAUCAAUUCCACUGUCCCCAAGUCCUCGGGUAGCCAAAGGACUGAUCUUAUAGCUCUGCGUUUCCUCUCGGUCAACUCCAUCAUUGACCCCUGGGUGUUUAUCUUUCUCAGCCCCUCCGUUAUACGCUUCAUUUGGGGGACGCUGUGUAAGACCUCCUACAUGCCCUCCAGGAACUCCUUGUUCCAAACGUCCAUCACCAAGAACCCGGCAGGCCAAAUCGAGCUGCUGCAACCCAGUUCCACGUCUGUGGAGAACAAAUCCGUUCAGAUGGUUUGACACGUUGAGGACAUGAGGUGAUUUAGUGAUGACAGAGAACCUGGACACAACAGAGAUUGGAUCUGUGUAUCCGGAUCGGUUCUUAGCAGGACUGUUUACCAUUCCAAGAAAGUUUUGGUGUCUGUCUAAAUUUGGGAUUUGAAACCCCUGAGGUUGUUUGUGAUGGGAGAUGUCUUAUGGAUGUUCCUACAACCAUCACAAUAAUUGUUUUGAGACCAAGGACCUUGUAAACUGUGACCGAUUUUCAGAAGUGUUUUCAGGGCGCUGUUUCAUUAGUUUUGGACUGUCUGUAACAGUUUUAUGACCUGAAGCUAUUAUUUCACCAUCAUUGCUCAUUCAUGUUACGUAGCUGGUGUUAUGGUUUACGAGGACGAAGGUUAAAUGGCACAUCGUCCCAUGCGGUCUGUCACAUUGGAUGUGUCAUUCAGCGAAUCAUGAUGUGGUUUCCUGUUGAGCAGUUCCGUAAAUGUCAGUGUUGGAACACACACUUGUAGUGGCUAUCUGUUCGUAUUUAUUAUAUCGACAAGGAGUAUUUAUUGUUCUUUAAUGUAUGUUGAUACAACAGUAAAACAGUGACACAUCUCUGGCUUCAAAUGCACGCUGCCAGGAUGGUAAUGAAUUAUUUCUUUCAUGUGAAAGAUUAUCGCUGUAGAAAAUGUUUAUGUUUUUGAUUCUGCAAACAUGACGUGUGCGGGUGGUGUACAGUAGCUGUAAAUAUAUAAUUUAAAGGCCUGUUUUAUGGUAGGUGGAUAUUUGUUUUCUUUGCCUUUGAAGAUAUUGAAUGCGCUGACUUGUAAAUGACGUGACGUGUUGUGUCUGUGCAUGUUGUACAUAGUUAAAGAAUGUAUUGCAUUGCAUCUUCUAUUACUUUGACAUAAUAGACGUAUCUUGCUGUAUUCAAUUGUAAAGCAAAAAUGUAAAGCUAAGUGAAAGUUGACCCAAAAAUGAAAAUUCUGUCAUCAUUUACUCACUCUCUUGUCAUUUCAAACCUUUAUGACUAUUUAUUCCACAGAACACAAAAGAAGAUAUAAGUAUGCAAUUGAUGGGGGCCAGUAACCAACAUUCUUCUAAAUAUCUUACAUUUACAUUUCAUUUAGCAGACGCUUUUAUCCAAAGCGACUUACAAGUUGGGUAAACUAUGGAAGCAAUUGGGUAAACAUUAGGACAACAAAAAGCAUAAGUGCAAUAUAAAACAUGUCUCACAAAGCCUACUACAGUGUACAGAGCUAAGUUUUCAAUUUUUAGUUUUUUCAUUUUUUAUAUAUAGAUAGAGUAGAAAAGAUAUGGAAGUCAGAAAUGAUCGGUCAGGUGCUGACGGAAGAGAUGUGUUUUCAGACGGUUCUUAAAGAUGGCCACAGAAUCUGCUGAUCUUGUAGCAGCAGGCAGAUCAUUCCACAAAUGUGGAACCGCUCCAGAGAAGGUUCGUGAGAGCGAUUUCUUACCUUUUUGGGAUGGCACUACAAUGCACCACAAGACGUCAUUUGUUUGCAGAGCGUAAGGAUCUGGCGGGUACAUAAGUCUGCAUUGGUGACUGAAGAUAGGGGGUGCCAAACCAGUGGUGGUCUUGUAGGCCAAGAGCAGAGUCUUGAAUUUGAUGCGAGCGACUAUAGGGUGCCAAUGUAACUUAAUGCAGAGAGGAGUGACGUGCGCUCUCUUUGGUUCAUUGAAGACCACUCUUGCCGCUGCAUUCUGGAUCAUCUGCAGAGGUUUUGUUGUGCAAGCUGGAAGUCCAGCUAGUAGCGCAUUGCAAUUGUCCAGUCUGGACAGAACAAGAGCCUGGACUAGGACCUGCGUAGCAUGCUCGGAUAGGAAAGGUCUAAUUUUCCUGAUAUUGUAGAGGAUGAAUCUACAGGACUGAGUGGUGCUUGCAACCUGACCUUCUUUUGUGUUCUGCAGAAGAAAGAAUGUCAUACAGGUUCGAAAUGACAUCAGGCUGAUUAAAUUAUGACAUCAUUUUUAUUUUUGGGUGAACUAUCACAAGACUACUCAAGAAUAUCAUCAUAAUAUCAUCAUUUUCUCUGACAUUUUGCUGCAAUCAGACAAUCUGAUAAGGGCUUUGCAGUGAUUUUUGCAAAAUUUUUAGGGCAUGGAAUUCAAACGGGAAUACGGCGAAGUGAAUGUCGGUCAACACAACUUGAACUUGUCUGACAUUCUCAUUGGUCAAUGGAUGUCUAUGUCAGAGUGUUGCUGUAAAAGUUAUGAUUUUUAAAAGUUAAAACGUUUCAUCACAUCAAAGAGCAUUUCUUGUUUUUAUUAAUCCCCUUUGAAUUAUUAAUCGUUCGGUUGCCAGAGACCAACCCUAUAUCGUGCACAAAAAUAAUCAUUCUAUUUUCUCAGGGAGUCUGAUGAAAGUAACUAACUGAAAAUCACUUCGCUGGGGCAGAGAAGAUCAAUACAAGAUUGUGCUUGUGGGAACGUGAGGUUUUUGGGAGGCAUAUUAUGUAGUAUAAGAAGUAAGAACAUGCGAAUGUUUGCAGACAACAUCGCAGGGUCUGAUGGUCAUGACACUGGCCCUAUGGGACUGUGGGAAGCAGGACAAAGAUCUUGAUCUGGCUUGGCUUGGCUUCAUUUGGAGCAAACUCAAGCAAACCUCAGUUGUCAUGGUGACGUUAAUGGCGCAGAAACCACAGCUACCCGUCAUGCUGUCAUACGAGAUGCCACAAGAGCUGUAAUGUUCUGCGGUCCGUUCAGCUUUGUGACAAGAGAACUAAAAGAGGUGUCGGGCAAUAAACAUUGCUCUGCGGUUGCUUUUUGCUUCUCAGUUUCAGUAUUCAUGUAGUUCCAGAUGUAUAUUUUCAAGUACUCUAAAUAAUAAAAUAGACACAAAUUAAAUUUAAAAAAUGUAAAUUAAUUUUAAAUAAUACAUAAAAUAAAUGUUCAAAUAUAGUGAGAUUAUACAGCUCUAAAAAUGAAUGGAAUAAUUGAUGAGAAUGUUGAUAUUGCAAACUUUGACUUUUGAUAGCAGACUCUGGGAUCUGAGCAAAUCGCAGCAUAGCUAUUACUUAUUUAUAUAUACCUAUUUAUUUUCUGUUUGUUAGAUGUUUGUUUUAUUGUCAUAUGUUUGUCAUACAUCAGUGAGGAGCAGUGCUCCUAAUUUUAUAGAAAGCUUCUCUGUGAUUUCUUUUCUCUAGAGAGUUAACGGUCUAACCUAAAGAGGCUUUUUAUCUCCUGAAGUACAGACGUGUCGGUGUGAUUUGUUUCUGUGUUUCCCAUGAUGUAUGUUUAAUUGCCCGUGGCCUGUGCAGUGACUUUAUAAUGAUGUUCUAGUAUUUGUGCAGAAUGUCUAUUGAUCUAGUCCAUCGAUUCAGAAUGCCAUUUUCGCAGUCUUAAUAUCUCAUUAAAAUGGCUGCACAAGCUGUUUCAGAGUUGAUAUAGUUGUACCUGCUAAUGAACCGUAUGCAGAAACUGUGGUCAUGACCUGUGGACAUCUUGUAGGUAAUUGCAUGUGAAACAUCAUUUGAAAUAAACCGGUACGACUCCAA